Ostertagia ostertagi is the source of this 516-nucleotide messenger RNA. NCBI's taxonomy places the organism in Eukaryota, Metazoa, Nematoda, Chromadorea, Rhabditida, Trichostrongylidae. The record is from the annotation of a GenBank genome assembly.
UGCUGUAUUUUUUCAGGAACCCCGUUGGCAAAUACGUAUUUUAUAUGUAACGAAUGCCGUAAGUGCCUGUCAAAACUUCAAAAUCUGCCAACUAGUGUGUUGGUGAUCUCGAGGGAUCAAUCGCCGCCAGGUCUCAGUGCCAUAUGGUUUCAGACCAGCAACGCAGCUGUGCAAGGCAUGUGCACACUGACCGAUGCGGUAUCGGCGAUCGAUUCCGGCGACGGUUCUACGGAUGCGCUUCGAAGUUUCUCGAAGACGUCCGUGUUGUUUGUAUCGAUCUCAUUUAUCAUUUUGAUGGUCAUAUCACUAGCUUGGCUUGUUUUCUACUAUGUACAACGAUUUCGUUAUGCUCACGCCAAGGAUCGACUGCAACGGAGGCUAUUCAACGCAGCACGAAAAGCUCUGAUGCGAAUUCCGACGCGAUGUUUGAAGGUUGGCGAUCCAGAGCUUGACAUCGACUGCGCCGUCUGCAUCGAUCCCUAUCAAACGGGUGACGUCGUGCGGACACUCCCGUGC